AUAGGACAAGCUACAACUCCUGGAAGAGGCAGUAAGCAUGCAUGAUGGAAACAUCAUUACUGCAGUUCUGAUUUUCUUGAAAAGGACACUGUGCAAAGAGAUCCUCUUCCGAGAGCUGGAAGUGCGACAGGUUGCCCUGAGACAUUUCAUUCACUUCCUUAAGGAAAUAGGGGAUCAAAAGCUGCUUUUAGACCUCUUGAGAUUCCUAGAUAGAACAGAAGAACUUGUGCUAUCCCAUUAUCGAGAGCAUUUGAACAUUCAGGACCCUGAGAAACGAAAGGAAUUUCUUAAGACCUGCAUUAGUUUACCAUUUUCAGCAGAAGAUUCUGCACACAUCCAAGACCAUUAUACACUCCCGGAACGUCAGAUCAUUAUUGAGGCAAAUGAUCGACAUUUAGAAUCAGCAGGACAGACUGAGAUCUUCCGAAAGCACCCGCUCAAAGCUUCCAUCCUCAACAUGCCACUGGUGACAACGCUUUUCUAUUCCUGCUUCUAUCACUACACGGAGGCUGAGGGAACAUUCAGCAGUCUCAUCAACUUGAAGAAGACAUUUAAGAUUCCAGACAAACAGUAUGUACUGACAGCCCUGGCUGCUCAUGCCAAGCUUCAAGCCUGGAAUGAUGUAGAUGCCCUCUUCACCACAAAGAACUGGCUAGGCUAUACCAAGAAGAGAGCACCCAUUGGCUUCCAUUGGGUUGCGGACAUUUUGCACAAGAACAGUGCCCCUGUCCAGAUACUACAGGAAUAUGUGAAUCUAGUAGAAGAUGUGGACACAAAGUUGAACUUAGCCACUAAGUUCAAAUGCCAUGAUGUCUUCAUUGAUACCUGCCGGGACCUGAAGGAUUGUCAGCAGUUGCUAGCAUACAGGAGUAAGGUGGAUAAAGGAUCCGCGGAGGAAGAGAAGGUUGACGCCCUUCUCAGCAGCUCGCAAAUUUGAUGGAAGAAUUAAGUGGCAUUAGCUACCCUGAAACCUGCCUCACUUUUUCUUUUC
Otolemur garnettii (small-eared galago) is the source of this 991-nucleotide messenger RNA. Its product is annotated as spermatogenesis-defective protein 39 homolog. Gene Ontology annotation, biological process: intracellular protein transport; vacuolar transport. The record is from RefSeq and is a predicted model, not a curated record. Gene Ontology annotation, cellular component: cytoplasm. Bases 38 to 937 code for a protein of 299 amino acids. Lineage: Eukaryota; Metazoa; Chordata; Mammalia; Primates; Galagidae. The transcript has a single exon.